Messenger RNA from Triticum turgidum subsp. durum (durum wheat), 366 nucleotides. Lineage: Eukaryota; Viridiplantae; Streptophyta; Magnoliopsida; Poales; Poaceae. The record is from the annotation of a GenBank genome assembly.
AUGGCGACUCCUGGGGAUGGCGAGGACGCGCCGCCGCCGCCGCCGGUGAGCGCGGCGGGGGCUGGAGGCAGCUUGAUCGCGAAGCUGCGGGAGCAAUGGAGGAGCACGAAAGAGCACGCGGAGACGUACCCGUACGUGUGGGGCUCCUACAUCCUCGUCUACGGCGGGCUCGGCGCGUACAUCACCUGGCGAUGGUGCAAGCUCCGCCGCACCGAGGACCGCGUCCGCGCCCUCCAGGCCCGCCUCCGCCAGCUCGCCGCCGCCGAGGAGUCGCAGGGCGCUUCCGCUGCUACCCCACCUCCUCCCCUGCAGCAGCCCCCGCCGCCGACGACGACUGGGCCGGGCAAGCCCCCCUCCCCGCCGUGA